Messenger RNA from Gadus chalcogrammus (walleye pollock), 872 nucleotides. Its product is annotated as phenylethanolamine N-methyltransferase. Gene Ontology annotation, cellular component: cytosol. Gene Ontology annotation, molecular function: phenylethanolamine N-methyltransferase activity. NCBI's taxonomy places the organism in Eukaryota, Metazoa, Chordata, Actinopteri, Gadiformes, Gadidae. The transcript has 3 exons. The record is from RefSeq and is a predicted model, not a curated record. Bases 36 to 872 code for a protein of 278 amino acids.
AGAGCGCCCAGAGAGAGAGCCGAGGGAGCAGAGGAAUGGAGACUAAAGCAGUGAAGGAGAAGAGCCGGGAGGACGGACGGGCCGCCAUGGCGGCGUGCUACCAGGGGUUCGAUCCUGCGGCCUACCUGCAGUACAACUACACGCCGCCGCGAGCAGACUUCUGCCGCCGCGACAGCAUCGUACCCUGGAAGCUGGGCUGCCUGCACCGCGCCUUCACAGAAGAGGACAUCACAGGGGGGGUCCUGGUGGACGUGGGCUCCGGCCCCACGCUGUACCAGGUCCUGAGCGGCUGUGAGGUCUUCGAGCGCCUGGUGCUCACGGACUUCCUGGAGGUGAACCGUCGGGAGCUGAGGGGCUGGCUGCAGGAGCAGGGGAAGAGCAGCCUGGACUGGACCCCCUACCUCCAGCACGUCUGCAAGCUGGAGGGACGCGGAGUGUCGGCGUGGAGUGAGAAGGCGGCCCGUCUGCGGGCGGUGGUGUCCGACGUGCUGCCCAUCGACGUGCACUGCCCCCAGCCCCUGGCCCCGGGGGCCCUCCCCUCUCCGGGGGCCGACUGCCUGGUGUCCAGCUUCUGCCUGGAGAGCGUGAGCCCCGACCUGGACGCCUUCACGCGGGCCCUGGGCCACAUCGGGGGCCUGCUGCGGCCCGGGGGCCACCUGCUGCUCAUCGGGGCCCUGGGGGAGAGCUUCUACCUGGGGGGCCCCGGGGUGCAGAUCCCCGUGGUGCCCCUGGACGAGGCCCAGGUGUGCGGCAGCCUGAGGGAGAGUGGCUUCACCCUGAUCCGGAUGGAGGUGUACACCCUGCCGCCGGACAUGAGGGUGGGCGUCGACGACGUCAGCGGCAUCUUCUUCGUCAAGGCCAGGAAGGACUGA